UUAGGAGUCAUUAACAGAUCUGUGACAGGAGUUGUGCCUAUUUGGGGAUUUUUCUGGAAGGGCAGAUAUCCAUCGCAGGCCAAUGGGUGCUUCUUUCACCAUCUGCUGCCGUCGCUACUACCUGAAACACAACAGGGACGAGAAGAAAGCUAUUUUGCGAAUGCGAACCACCACAGCCUCCAGACCACCUGAGCAGCCGUCAAGCAGCUCCAGCAGCAGUGACACAGAAGAGGAAAGCCUUUUUGGACCGCCGCCUUCAGGAACGAGCCCGUGGGAGAAUCAGGGAAUCCAGAGGAGCAGCGCAGACCAGUGGGCCACAUCCGACAGACUGGAUGACUCUCUCAUCCAGCGAGGAUCGGACAGACAGUUAGAGGCUUUUAUCAGCAUGAGAGACCAGGCUGAUAAGGCUACAGAGGAAUGGGAGAAGCUGAACUAUGACAUACACACCCUGCGCUACGCCAGGCGAGAAGUCAGGUCUCGGUGGAAGAAAAUCCUGCUGCAGCUCGGUUACCAGUGUGAGGUGGACGCCUUGCUGAGUGUGAACAGACAGAGCCUGUUCAGCCGAGAUCGAGAACAUCUCGACAGGGCGACCGGACUGUUGAAACAGCUGCUGGACCACACCUCUCUGUUCCCCCCCGGAACAGGGUUUCACAACAGAUACCUCUUUGUAAUGGACCGCCUGGUGUCCCUGGACAGCGCCGAGGACUUUGUCAGACUGGCCAGAGAAAAAUACCCCAAGAGAGACGGCUGAGAGGCAGUAACGGAGAGAAAAGAAGGCAAAGAACAUGUUUAAAAUGUGGACCAGCUUUGUACAAAUGAACUCUGCACACAGUCACAUUACAACAUCCCAGCAUUCACAUGACUGCAGCCAGUCAGUGUUCGUCCUUCUGACUAGAUCUCCAUAGACUCUAUAACACCGUAUGCAUGUUCUUCAUUUAUUCAUUAUCCUUUAAAAGUUGAACUCUCACUCUGACAGCAUUUCUGUUGCACUAGUAAACUGUUACUCAGCAGGAGGUGGUCCGUGUGCAGAAACAUCGGUUUAAACUAAGCAGCCGUCUGCAGGGCAUGGGUAAUAAAUACUGCACAUUACAUAUAAAUGUAGUUCCUAUCUUUAAAACAUUUGUUGCUCAUAUUGAUUAAUGUUUUCUGGGUUAUUUCCUGCUCGUGUUGUAACUAUUAAAUAUAUCUCCUGAUUA
Molecule: messenger RNA, 1196 nt
Organism: Stegastes partitus (bicolor damselfish)
Lineage: Eukaryota; Metazoa; Chordata; Actinopteri; Pomacentridae
Product: melanoregulin
Exons: 5
Coding region: 83-751 (222 amino acids)
Biological process (GO): melanocyte differentiation; melanosome transport
Cellular component (GO): melanosome
Source: RefSeq, a predicted model, not a curated record